AUGACUAUCCAGUCAUUGCGUGAAAUCAACGCGCAUAAUCUACGCACUUUCAAGCGCCACUAUGUCUCCGAGAUCUCAGGCUCGCUUGGCGAUCUAGGCACAUUCCUGCCUAUCGCGAUCGCACUAGCUGUCAACGGCACCGUCUCCCUCGCCAGCACCUUGAUUUUCUCGGGGAUUUUCAAUAUUCUCACGGGUGUGUUCUUCGGGAUUCCGCUGCCAGUCCAGCCUAUGAAGGCCAUCGCCGCAGUGGCCAUCGCGCGUAGUUUCUCAAAUGGCACGAUCGCAGCGGCGGGGAUCUUCGUCGGCGCCUGUAUCCUUGUCUUCAGCGUUACGGGGAUCUUGCACUGGUUUGCCCGUGCGAUUCCUAUCCCAGUUAUCAAAGGUAUCCAAGUUGGGGCGGGAUUAUCCCUGAUUAUCGCGGCCUGCAGCAGCAUGCUCCAUCCCUUGGGCUGGUUCAGCCCUUCCUGGGCCGAUAACCGUAUAUGGGCAGUUGCUGCAUUUGUAGUACUUCUGCUCACCAAUAUUUAUCGUCAAGUACCCUAUGCGAUCGGCGUAUUAGCGCUGGGUCUGGUCUUUGCUAUCAUUCGGACAGCAAUGGCAGGGCACAUGCCCAAUUUCGAGGUGUGGCGUCCUUUCGCUCUGGUUCCGACCCCGCUUCAAUGGCGUGUCGGUGCUGUGGAUGCUGGUAUCGGCCAAAUUCCUCUUACCACUCUCAACUCCAUCGUGGCGGUGGUCUCCUUGGCGCAUGAUCUGCUCCCGAAGGUGCGCACUCCAUCCGUCACUCACAUUGGUCUGAGUGUGGCCGGCAUGAACUUGAUUGGUUGCUGGUUUGGUGCUAUGCCCGUCUGCCAUGGAUCUGGGGGCCUCGCCGCACAAUAUCGGUUCGGAGCUCGCUCAGGAGCAAGUGUGAUCUUCCUCGGCCUGUUAAAACUGCUCAUCGGCCUCCUAUUCGGAGAGACCUUGGUUGACCUUCUCAAGCGGUUCCCUACAGCCUUGCUCGGUGUGAUGGUUAUUGCAGCUGGGGCAGAGCUGCUUAGCGUGGGCGAGAGCCUCAAUACCACUGGUGCUCAGGACCUCAGCCAAGCCGGUAGUGGGCUUUUGGCAAAUACGGGGCAGCAUAUUGGCCCUGUUCUCACAGAUGAAGAGCGUAGUCGCCGCUGGACUGUCAUGAUGGUCACUGUGGGAUUGCUAGUAGGGUUCAAAAAUGACGCGGUCGGCUUUGUUGCUGGUAUGCUUUGUCACUGGUCCUAUGAGAUUCCCGGAUGGUGGCAGAAGGCGUGUAGCCGCUGGUCAGAGGGACGCUUACGUCUACGUGACUAG
This is a messenger RNA of Penicillium coprophilum, 1320 nucleotides long. RefSeq names its product putative sulfate/molybdate transporter. The transcript has a single exon. The record is from RefSeq and is a predicted model, not a curated record. Gene Ontology annotation, biological process: molybdate ion transport. The coding region runs from base 1 to 1320 and encodes 439 amino acids. Gene Ontology annotation, molecular function: molybdate ion transmembrane transporter activity. NCBI's taxonomy places the organism in Eukaryota, Fungi, Ascomycota, Eurotiomycetes, Eurotiales, Aspergillaceae.